Messenger RNA from Loxodonta africana (African savanna elephant), 12449 nucleotides. RefSeq names its product transcription termination factor 2 (gene TTF2). The transcript has 23 exons. The record is from RefSeq and is a predicted model, not a curated record. NCBI's taxonomy places the organism in Eukaryota, Metazoa, Chordata, Mammalia, Proboscidea, Elephantidae. Gene Ontology annotation, molecular function: zinc ion binding; ATP binding; ATP-dependent chromatin remodeler activity. Gene Ontology annotation, biological process: DNA repair. Bases 101 to 3574 code for a protein of 1157 amino acids. Gene Ontology annotation, cellular component: nucleus.
GACUACAAGAGGUGAAUGACGAUUGGUUCCUGAGUGAGGAGGGCGGAGUAAAAGGCGGAAACAGGGCCGCGAACUGGGCUGGGAGGAAGAGAGGAGAGCAAUGGAAGUAGUUAAGUGCCCGGAGCACGGGACCUUUUGUUUUCUGAAGACUGGCGUCCGCGAUGGUCCGAAUAAAGGAAAGAGCUUCUACGUGUGCUCGGCGGGCCCAUGCAAUUUCGUGCAGGCUACGAACAUUCCUGUGUCUUAUUGUUUAUUGCAUGAGGACUCUGUAGUAGAUCUUCAGGGUUUGCUUCUACCACAGGGCAAGAGUGAAUACAGAGUGUUCUACCGAUGCACUGCAAGUAAGGCAAAAGGGAAGCCCUGGUGUGGAAGUAUUCCUUGUCAGGAUCCUAAUUCCAAAGAAUAUUCUGUAACCAAUAAGGCUCAGGAUGCCUCUGAGCCAUUUCUUCAUCUUUCCAGCCAGCAGAGAAACCCAUUCAAGGUCCUUGACAAGAAUCAAGAACCGUCUGUCUGGAAGCAGCUCAUCAGAGGUGAAGGUGAGGAAAAGAUGGCUGAUAAGAAGCAAGGGGAAAAGGGAGAUCAGCUCUUCAGUCAAAAGAAGGAACAGAAGCCUGAAUCUAAAUGCUGGGUGGAGAAAGAUCUCUCAUCCGACAUGGUGGUAAAGAAUAAAAAACCUGUAGUUCAAGAGAAGAAGCCAGGUGAGAGAAGAGAGUUACCGUGUGAAGCCAAGGAGACUGAAGGGGCACACAAAAGAAAUCUUUCUGAAAUUAAACCGAAACAGUUCCCUGGUAAUGAACUGAGAAAACCAUCUGCAUCUUCUCGGGAGAAAUCAAAUGGAGAGAGUGGUGAUGUCCAAAAACAAUCAGAACCUCUGAGAGGAAAGGAAACCAGACUUUUGCCUCUAAAUGUUCAGCAUCAGAAUUCAAUAAGCAAGCCCCAGAAAGGGGGCCACCUCAGCAAGGACCACCCCAAGAACUGGGAGGCUGGAGAGACAAAAGCAGAGGGUGACACAAGCUCGCAGACUGUCCAGAAGAGGCUACCCCAUGGGAAUUUGCAGACACAGUUGGAGUGUCCUGAUGUGCCUUCUGCGCAAGGACCAGCUGACCAGUUUGCACCACCAGCAGCGGGCCUUUCCCUGGGUGAGCGUCGGAGAGCUGACACAAGCGGCAAUGACCGCAAGGAAGAGGAUAUUGUUUUUGUUUCUUCUAAGCCAGGGAACCCCCUGCUUGACUUGACUUUGAAUUCACAGAAGAAGGAAAAUCUGAAAUUACCUCAUCAAAGUGAACAAAAAAAAAUCUCUCCAAUCUCAGGCGUUUCCAAGAAGGUAGAGCCUUCAGACUCAGCAGCUCAACAAGUGCAUCUCACAACUCAACUGAAGCAAAAGAAGAGCACACUGGCAUCGGUGAACAUCCAGGCUCUUCCAGACAAGGGUCAGAGGUUGCUUAAUCAAAUCCAGGCAUUGGAGGAUGCUCUCAGUGCUCUCACCCUCUCCCCAGAGCAAGGAACUAACGAGAAGAAAAACACUCAAGUACCACAACAGGGUAGCUGCACCAAAACUACCAUUGACCCUCCCCACUUGGUGCCUCCCAAGCCCCUGCGGGGUCAGGAUCUUCAGCCUCCCAGUUCUCUGGGACUAAAUGCUGGAGGAUCCAGUCAAUACUUUGGAACCCAUACAAGCCGAGAUCGCCUUCAUGCAGUGUGGAAAAUCACAGGUGAAGCCAUCGAUGAGCUGCAUCGAUCACUUGCGUCGUGUCCUCGUGAGACAGCGGUGGUGGAAGAUCCCCCUGGGUUGAAGGUUCCUUUGCUUCUGCACCAGAAGCAGGCAUUAGCCUGGUUACUAUGGCGGGAAAGUCAGAAGCCACAAGGAGGAAUUCUGGCGGAUGAUAUGGGCUUAGGAAAAACCCUGACAAUGAUUGCACUUAUCCUGACCCAGAAGAACCAACAGAAAAACAAAGAGAAGGACAAAAACUCAAUUACAUCUAAAGAGUCCUCUAACUUUACUUCCCAAGGAACACUAAUUAUCUGUCCUGCUUCCUUGAUCCAUCAUUGGAAAAAUGAGGUAGAGAAAUGUGUGAGCCUCAACAAACUGAGAGUCUAUCUCUAUCAUGGGCCAAACCGGGAUCAACGUGCAAAAGUCCUCUCCUCAUAUGACAUCGUGAUCACUACCUAUAGCCUUCUGGCUAAGGAGGUCCCCACAAAGAAGCAAGAGGGCGAGGUCCCGGCUGCAAGCCUCAGUGGGGAGGGUAUCUCAACACCUUUACUUCGCAUAGUCUGGGCUCGAAUCAUAUUGGAUGAAGCUCACAAUAUUAAGAACCCCCGAGUGCAGGCUUCCGUUGCUGUGUGUAAGCUACAAGCCUGUGCCCGUUGGGCUGUCACUGGGACCCCCAUUCAGAACAACCUGUUGGACAUGUACUCCCUGCUGAAAUUUCUCCGUUGUUCUCCAUUUGAUGAAUUUAAUCUGUGGAAGAGUCAGGUUGACAAUGGUUCAAAGAAAGGAGGAGAACGGUUAAGUAUUUUAACCAAGAGCCUUUUGCUGAGGAGAACCAAGGACCAGCUGGACUCCACUGGCAAACCUUUGGUGAUGCUGCCCCUGCGUAAAUUUCAGUUGCACAAGUUAAAGCUUUCAGAAGAUGAAGAGACUGUUUACAAUGUCCUUUUUGCACGAUCAAGGUCAGCUCUGCAGUCUUAUCUAAAAAGACAUGAAAACGGGGACCACCAGUAUGGAAGAAGCCCUGAUAAUCCCUUCAGUAAAGUGGAACAAGAGUUUGGAUACAGUGGGCCUGGAAACUCGGUAGCGGCAGACUCUCCGAGAUCCAGCACCGUCCACAUAUUGUCGCAGUUGCUGAGACUCCGUCAGUGUUGCUGCCAUCUGUCUUUACUGAAGUCGGCCUUGGAUCCAACAGAACUGAGUAGAGAAGGCCUCGUCCUUUCCCUGGAAGAGCAGCUCAGUGCAUUGACCCUGUCUGAACUCCACAGCUCAGAGUCAUCUUCCAUGGUUUGCAUGAAUGGCACAUCCUUCAAGGUGGAGCUUUUCGAAGACACAAGGGAGAGCACUAAGAUAUCAUCUCUGUUGGCAGAAUUGGAGGCAAUCCGAAGAAAUUCAGGGUCCCAGAAGAGUGUCAUUGUCUCUCAAUGGACCAGCCUGCUGAAAGUUGUAGCUUUGCACCUUAAGAGGCAUGGAGUGACUUACGCCACCAUUGAUGGCUCUGUCAACCCCAAAGAGAGAAUAGACUUGACUGAGGCAUUCAACAAUCAUUCUAGGGGUCCACAGGUUAUGCUAAUCUCUCUCUUGGCUGGAGGUGUUGGUCUGAACUUGACUGGAGGAAACCAUCUCUUUCUUCUUGACAUGCACUGGAAUCCAUCACUUGAAGAGCAAGCUUGUGACCGAAUUUACCGAGUAGGACAGCAGAAAGAUGUUGUUAUACACAAAUUUGUUUGCGAGAGAACCGUGGAAGAGAAGAUACUGCAGCUCCAAGAAAAAAAGAAAAAUUUGGCCAAAGAGGUCCUUUCGGGUUUGGGAGAAUCUGUCACCAAACUCACUCUGGCUGACCUCAAAGUCCUUUUUGGCAUCUAACCACCUGUUUAUAGGGCUCAGAAUAGUGCCGCCAUUGGUUUGUCUUAGGACCUGGGAAUGACAACCUAACCAGGGUCCUGGAGCUCUUUUCUUGGCAUUCUGUUUCACCAUCAAGCCUUAUGCCCUCCUCAGAGAGGCCUAAAGUUGCCCCUAGAAUUGAAGGUCUGUCAUCAUGUUAAUCAGUUGGUUAUUUAAUGAGUGGCAGAUAAAAGAAAAUGCUUUGGAGUUAGAUGAUUUUGGAAAACAAGUCUGGCAGAGUUGUACGUCAGUUUUAGUAAAAGCUCAAAAGACUGUGCGGGCCUUUCUCAUCUCAGCUGAUGGGGGACCAGCGUCAUUACCUUUUCCAGCACAGUCUCCAUUGCAUCUCUUCUUGCCAGUGAGGCUACCCCUGUACGUACCUCUUAGGGCCGAGCAGAGUGGAUCCCUGCAGCCAUUCCUCUGCAGUUGUCUUAUGCCAGGCAGUUCUUCCUCUCAGCCUUAAGAUCAGAGAGCUGCUUUAUAUACAUAAGCAGAUGUUUGGUAUCUGUAUCAUGUAGUAUUCUAUCACUCAGUACUUGCAUCAUUGUGUCAUUUAGGAUUUGUACCAUCACAGCAUUUGCUGUUUGUAGCAUUUUGUAUUAUCACAUCCUAUAGUAUUUGUGUUAUCAUUGGCAAAAAAUAUGUACUAAAUAUGUGUUUAACAACAUAGCAGUGCUGUGUGUUCACCAAACCCCAUUUCCUUUUCCUCCUGGGCACCCAGAGAGAUUACAUUUCCCAGUCUUCACUGAGUUUAGAUGGGCCUUAGUUGUUACUUAGUUUGUAGUCAAUGAGGUGUGGAGAAAAGUGAUGUCAGUCAUUUCUAAGCUGCCCUCUAAAACUUUCCAAGUGAUUCGUCCUGCUAUUUCUUCUUGCUGGAUGUAGAGGACCUGAUGGAGGACAACACGGCCCUCGGGAAUGGUAAAGCCAGUGAUCGGGGUCCUUCACUCCCCUCCCCACCACGGGUCUUUUGGCAAUCUAGUAAAGCCUGGCUUCCUGAACGACUGUCUGGAACAAAGCCUUCUCCAUGCAUGCCUCCCUCCUCAGCCCAGCUCAUCUGCACUCAGCUAUGACGUGAGCAAGAAAUAAGCUUUUUAUUAAGCCACUGAGACUUUGGGGUUGUUUAGCAGUUAGUACAGUACCUUAAUAUAAACACUUGAGAGUUUUAUACUUCCGUAAACUAUUCUGGUUUCCUCCUAAUUAGCAUCCUUUCCCAAAAUGCUACAGCUAAUUUCUGCUAGAAAGGAUCAUAGUUCCUUCUGGAUAGAAGUAUUUUCAUCUUUAGAUUUAGGAGAACAAACCCAGUGUUGACCUUGUCACAAUUUGGACUGAGACACUAGAGCCUGUUUGAGCAAAAGUGCUGUUUAAGGACAAGGUUUAAAGGCUUAAGGACAGUGUGGCCUGGAGGAAAGAAUUCUGUUCUAGAACUUGGACUUAACUCUAGUACCAGGUUCACCCUAGCUGGGGGUGGAACCCUGAAAGAAUCAUUAAUUAUUUUUUGGUUUCCUCAUCUGUAAGAUGGGCAUUGUUGCAGAAAUCAGCAGCUGCAAUAAGGUGCCUGACUAAAAUCAAGAAAUGAGGGAAAUAAGAUGAUUUUUUGGGAGUUAAGGAAAGGAGGGAAAUAAGAUGACUUUUUGGGAGUUAUACUAUAUGAUCAACACAUCAGAACAAAGAUAAAGUCACCUGAGAAGCAGUGGUUCCUAGGCCAUCAAGAAUGUACAGACCUCUGGCAUUUGCUGAUUGCCUGUCACUAGACUAAUUACAGAUGCCCUGAGAAUCCCAGUUCUCUCACCUGUAAAGUGUGUAGAUGAGCAUAUAUCUCAUUAUGCUCCACUGGGAACUUAAUAACAAAUAUACUUGCUAUAGCCUGUUUGACUAGAUAGAUAGGUGAUAGAUCAUGAACUCAGUCAUGUCAAGGAGAAUGGUCUUAGCUGAACAUUGUCAGUGUCCAUUCCAAGCACUGUUAGGGGAGAAGGAGUCUUAACUUCUGGGCUUCAAAGCAUUCUGGCUUUUACUUUGGUGAUUAUAACUUAGUCUUCUGAUACUCAGAGCCCAUGGGCUAAUGUAUUCUACUGUAAGAUUCCUGGAGUUUUAAACAGUUAAUCGAGUUUUUCUUGUUCUGAUUCUAAGCUAGCAAAGGCAUCUAUGUCUUGGAUUGUUCCUGUCACAGCAAGGUGCCAUUGAUGGGAAUGUGGAUGCAGAAAAAACUGGAACCACUGUCUUAAUGGAUGGAUGUACUAAACAUGCAUCCCUAAAAUAUCCUCGUCCCAGGAUGGAAAUUUCUCAUUAUGAAUUAAUAUCACUGGCAGCGUGGUGACUAUCUCAGGCUCAUGUACAUUUUAAUUAGUGUGAGUCAGUUUCUUAAGGUCUGGGCAUGACGAGGUAGGUCUUUGGACCCUCUAACAAUGGGAGGAUCCCUCAAUGUGGUGACCUAAUUGCGGGGUGCCCUAUAAGUGCUGCCAGUAUCAGCUGCCUGCCUUCAUGUGAUACCGCUGCUCCUGCCAGAUUUUCCUUCUCCAUCUGCUGCAUACCUCACCAGGCUUGGGCAAGGAUGAAAUGAGGUAAUAAAUGCUUUAUAAACCAUGAAGCGCUAUACAAAUGUUAGUUUUACUGCUGUUUGACCAGGUCUGGGAAUAUUAGAAUAAAACAUCAUUAUGGCUGCAGCUGAAAGAGCCAGGUGGGGAACAUCUGACACCAAAGCUCAACAUUUCUAAGCGCCAAAUUCACAAGCUAUUUCUUACAUGACACAAUGGCCUUCAUGGAAGGUUUACAGUUUGACUUCUCUUUAGCAGUUCUGAUCCAACAAAUUACAUGCAUGCUGUCAAUGGGUGGAAUUCUGGGCUCUUUGAAAGCCUGGUCAAAGACUUAUAUUGCCAUGCAAUCAUUAUGAACAGCAAUAAGUAGAGCUGUAUCUUUAUGGGACAUGCCCUCUUUCUCUAGAAAGCACGUGUAGUGAUUUAAUAUGGUUAUUUACGAACACUGGGUUAUUUCCUCUGUCUGAUUUCCUCUGUUGCCCAAAGGGGGAUUUCAGUAGGGCUGGAAGGUGAAGCCUGAUUAUCCUACAUUAAUAGGAUAAUACUGGGGAUGCCAGUGCUAAGUGUGGCCUCUCUGGUUGUCAGGAGUAGAAUCAUGAUGUCUACCAUAAUACCUCAGGGAAUUAGGUUUACAAAGUGGGAUAUUGUGCUGUUUGUUCUAUAGUGUCUUGUUGAUAGUUGCCAUCAAGUCGAUUCCCACUCAUGGCGACCCCAAGUGUGCAGAGUAGAACUGCUCCAUAGAGUUUUGAAGGCUGUGACCUUUCAGAAGCAGAUUGCCAUGCCUGUCUUCUGAGGUGCCGCUGGGUAGUUUCGAACUGCCAGCCUCUCAGCUAGUAGUUAAGCGCUUAAUGGUUUUCGCCACCCAGGGACUCCAUAUAGUGUCUAGUUUUAGUAAAAGGCAGGAAAAACUUUUAAAAAGCAUAUCUACAGGCACAAAAAUAAUUUUAAUAGGAAUUUAGAAUACCUAGGUAUGGUGCAGUGGUUAAGGGCUUGGCUGCUUGUUGGAGUUUGUUGGAAUCUACCAGCUGCUCCUUGGAAACCCUAUGGGGCAAUUCUACCCUGUCCUAUAGGGUCACUAUGAGUCGGAACCAACUUGACGGCACCGAAUAACAACAUAAAGGUAUAUAACCUAGAUUAAAAAAUUUUUAAUAAUAAAAAUGAAAUCAGGGUAAAUUGUAGUACGAGGUACCGUAGGAGUCAGUAGCUAGGAAAUGGAGAUGGAAAUGAAAACAGCCGAACCCCUGAAAGGGAACAGGGGAGACAGACAUGCAGUUACACAAUGUUUUUUGUGUCUUAAUUCCUUCUUACCCAGAUUCUUUAGCUAAAUCCGAGUCUGGGUACAGAUUAUAUAUGAAACGGAGGAGAGGAAGAAUACUUUUAUUGCUUAAUUAUUUAUAUAUUAAAAAUAUAUACUGAGUACCUAUUACGUGCCAGGCACUGCUGGGCACUGAAAUAUAAUGAUAAGCAAAACCCAGAAUGGCCCCUGACUUCCUGAGACUUACAGUCUCAGGGGAGACAGGCAUUACUCAGAGGAUCACACAUGGAUGUGAGGCGGUUAAUGGUGAUGAGCACUACAGUGAUGUAGCUGGGAGGGUUUAUAACUGGAUUUGACCUUUUCAGGGAAGACUUUGGGACAAAGAAUUUGCAAUCAAUCUGUAGGAGUUAACAAGGGAAAUAGUUAAAUACCAGUUGCCAUAGAGUCAAUUCUGACAGACAGCAACCUCAUGUGUUUCAGAGUAGAACGGUGCUCCAUAGGGCUUUCAAUGGCAGAUCUUUGUGGAAGUAGAUUGCCAGGCCUUCUUCUGAGGAGCCUCUGAGUGGACUCAAACCUCAAACCUCAGUUAAGCCGAAUGCUUAACUGUUUGCACCACCCAGGGACUCCAGGAUUUAAGUGGUUCUUCCCCUACUGUUUUUAGUUAGCUAAAAAAAAAAAAAAAAAAAAUCUCUUAAUUGAAAAAAAAAAAAAAAAAAACCUAAGGUUUCUAAAUAUAUCCUCUGGAAUAAAGCUGAGUAACUACUCUAUUUUAGAGAUUAGAGAAUGGAUGGGCUGACAGGUAUAUGUGUAUGUUUGUUAUCCAAGACAGCCAAGGUGUUUAUCCUGUUUCAACCUCCCAGAGGACUGAAGCUCUAAUUUGUGACUCUUGAUUACCUGUAACACCAGAGGUAUAACUUACAUCAUAAUGCUACAUCUCCUGGAUGCUUCAGUGCUCCCAACUCAAAGAUAAUUUCUGAAGCACUUUGUUACACUGGGGACAGUUCCUGAGCCCUCAAACUCUUUUUUUUUUCUCUAAAUUUUGGAGUCUUGGGCUCUGCAGAUCACUCUUACCUUCCUUGUUCUUCCAGCUGGAAGGGCAACUGAAUUGAGUUUAUAUGCCAUUGCAGCAGAGGUCAAAAAACAACCUACCUUCCCACAACCCCCUCCAUGUAUACUUUCCAUAUUUGUAACAUAAUUGUUACCAUUAAUGUUGCUUAAAACAUUAAUCUCUUACAGAGAUUCUUUCUUGGAAUAUAGCUUCGUUUACAGUAAAGCUGUCCAAUGACCAUCACUCUUUUCAACUGAAAUAAAUGAUAAACUUUUUUAGAGCUAUAAUCUGAUUCAUUAAAAGCCACGUGGGGAAAAGAAAAUGAUGUAAUGCAGCAGGCUUCUUCAUGGCAAGCAGUUCCCUAGAUGUCUGAGGUAAUUGGAAAAUUCAAGGCUGGUCCCUAAGGUGUGUAUGAUUUAUUCAACAGGCUUGAGGGAAGGCUGAGGAUUUUUUUUUUCCAAGUGGUAUUUGGUUAAAUGAAAAAUACUGGAGUCAGGGGGAUGGGAAGUCUGGUUUGUAGAACUAGAUACCAAGGAGAUCCAAACUAAAAACUGUAUCAAUAAGAUUGUUAUUAAUUUAAUUCAUGCAAUGAAAUACACUAUUAACCCUCUACUAUGUGCCAGGAACUGUUUGACACAGGGAGAACACAGUAGUUAAAUCCCUGCCCUCACAGAGCAUGAUUCUAGCAUGAGAGGACAGACAAUAAAAUAGAAGUUAGUGGUGAUGAGAGCUAUACAGGGAAAAGAAGCCAGGUCAAGGCGGAAAGAGUACUGGGCUGAGGAGUUGCUCUUUUAUAUGGGGUUGUUAGGGACCUCUGUAAUAGGUGCUGUUUGACAUGGGAGCCAAACCUGAAGAAGAUGAGGAAGUGAAUCGUGGAGGUAUUCGUAAGAAAAGCAUCCCAGGUGAGGGGUAGUGAUUGUGAAGGCCCUGAGGCAGAGAGUCCUUGGAGAGUUGGAGGAGCAAGAGGUAGGCCAGUUGGCAGGAAUAGAGUAAUGGUGAUGGGGUGGGUAGAACAUGAGAGAAGAGCAAGGAUCCAGAUCACGCAGGAUCUUAAUAUGCUGAUGUAAAGACUGGCCUUUACUCCAAAUAAGAUGGGAAGCCAGUGGAGGAGGCUGAGCAAAAGAGUGACAUGAUCUGACAUGUUUUACAAGGACCCCUCUGGCUGCUGGGUGGAGGACAGACUAUAAGGGCAUGAUGGUAGAAGCAGAAAGACCAGUUAGAAGGCUACUGCAGACUUCUCGGUGAGAAAUAUGGUAGCUUAGACCAGGAUGGUAGCCGUGGAGUGGAGUAGUGGCCAGCAGAUGACUUUUGAAGGUAUGGCUGAUAGAUUUGUCAGGGUGAGAAAUAAGCCCAAGGUUAUUGGGCUGAACAACAGUAAGAAUAGUUUUGAACUUUCCACUGAAGAGAUGGAGAAGACUGCGGGGAAAGCAGUUUGGUGGUGGUAGGUGUGUAGGAAUUGAAAACUUAAGAGUUCUAGCUUAGACAUCUUAAAUUUGAGGUGCCUACCACACAUCCAAGUGGAGAUGUUAUAUAAGCUAUUGGAUGUAAUCGUAUGAGGUUUGGAGCUGGAGAUCAGUUUGGGAAUAAUGAGUGUAUAAAUGGUGUCAUGGAUAGAAUUAUGCCCCCCCCCCCAAAAUGUGUGUAUCAAUUUGACUGGGCCAUGAUUCCCAGUAUUGUGUGAUUCUCCGUUAUAUUAUAAAUCCUGCCUCUGUGAUGUUAAUGGCAGAGGAUGGGCAGCAGUUGUGCUGGUGAAGCAGGACUCGGUCUACAAGACUGGAUUGUGUCUUGAGGCAAUCUCUUGAGAUAUAAAAGAGAGCAGAGAGACAGGGGGACCUCAUACCACCAAGGAAGCAGUACCAGGAGCAGAGCGUGUCCUUUGGACCUAAGGUCCCUGUGCAAAGAAGCUCCCGGUCUGGGGGAAGAUUGAUGAGAAGGCCGACAGAGAGAGAAAGCCUUCCCCUGGAGCUGACAACCUGAAUUUGGACUUUAAGCCUACUUUAAGGUGAAGAAAUAAAUUUCUCUUGUUAAAGCCAUCUCUACUCUGGUAUUUCUGUUAUAGCAGCACUAGAUGACUAAGACAAAUGGUAUUUAAAAUCAUGAGAGGAUGUGCUUAUCUAAGGAGUGGAGGAAGACAGAAAUGCAAGAAUUGAUCCUAGAGGCUCUUCCGUGCUCAGAGAUCAGGGGGGUAAGACGUGACUAGCACAGGGGACUGAGACUCUAACCAUCAGAGUAAAAUAAGGGCCAUUACGUGCCCCUGUAUGGCACAAAUGGUUAAGUACUCAACUACUAGCCCAAAGGCUGGUGGUUCAAAUCCACCAAGCGGCACUACAGAAGAAAGGUCUGGCAAUCUACUGAAAGGUCACAGUUCAAAACCCUACGGAGCAGUUCUACUCUGCACAUAUGAAGUCGCUGUGAGUCAGAAUCGAUUUGAUGGCAACUAAGAACAACAACAGUACUCCAAUGACAGCAAGACAGAUGUAUUUCCUUGAGAGGAAAAUGGCCAUUUUUAGAACCACUAAUCUAAAAGCAGCAUUGAUGAACUAAAAGGACACUGACCUGACCUCAGGACCCCGUGACACUGGGAGUGAAGAAGUGCAAAUAGCUAAUAAUUUGGGAGGGUUACUGGGGCAACAGUGCCUUCUGGGAAGAUCAGAUUUGGUUAGAGAAAGAGGCUGAAGGAAAUGUUUCUAGAAAAGGGUGAGAAUAUAGGAAGCCCUGGUGGCAUUGUGAUUAAGAGCUCGGCUGCUAACCAAAAGGCCUGCAGUUCAAAUCCACCAGCUGCUCCUUGGAAACCCUAUAGGGCAGUUCUACUCUGUCCUACAGGGUCACUAUGAGUCGGAAUCGACUCAACGGCACCUAACAAUAACAACUAAGGUACAAGAAUAUCUUAGUAUCUACUGCUACAAUGCAGCCAUCUCUUCACAUCAAGUAGGAAGUAUAUAUUCCAUAAUGACCUGACAGUCAGUGUGUUUCAUCUAAUCACUUCACUUCCUUUGCCUGACUCAAGUCACCACUCAGGUGAGUCACCUACUUCUUAAGGGAUCUUACAGGCAGACUUCAAUAACUGUAUUGAAUACAUGCUGAGUUUGUUGCUACAGAAGACACAGAGUCCAGACAAAUAUACAAAAUAUAGUGAAGACUUCGGCAGGCUCAGACACAAGAGCUUUGUACUUUCUCUCCCAAAAAUUCUCUUCAGCCUUUAACAGUUAAGAAGUCAUGCCAUAAGGGUCAAAGUUUCUAGUUAGUUCCUAGGUAUAGCAGCAGCAGUGAAGACUAUUCCCUAAAACACAGGGAGGACUGACAGAGCUGUGUGUAGGAUGAUGGCAUCAACGUGGCAUGUGUAGAACUGCUCAAUUUAUGAGGUUCUAUUUCAAUACUGGGGCCCUGGUGGCACAGUGGUUAAGUGUUAGGCUGCUAACCAAAAGGCUGGGAGUUUGAAUCCAUCACCUGCUCCUUGGAAAUCCUAUGGGGCAGUUCUACUCUGUCUUAUAGGGUCGGUAUGAGUUGGAAUCGACUUGACAGCAAUGGAUUUGGUUUGCGUAUUUCAAUAUUAACUUACUAGUUGUAUGUCCUUGCCCAAACAGUAAUUUUUCAGGCUCUGGGAGCAGGGGAGGAACGUGGUAUAGAAGCAUGAGGGGGAUGCCCACCUAAAUGGCAAGAUCACAUUGUAAUGGUCACAAGAAACAUAUGGGUCAAUCAGUUUAAAGCGUGCUAGCAAAAAGUGGCUAGGAUGAAAGCAGGUUUUCGUUCUCUGAGGGAAGUAUUUAAAUAACCUGUGGCUCAGGGAAAAGGCUGUAAUGUGUCAGAGAGUGGGUUCUAACUUCCAGUGGCAUAGCUAUCUCUGUACCGGUACAAAAUAAAGAGCAGCUUUUCUCAGUACAGAAAAAUGCCUACCCACCUUUAAGAGAAGGGUAGUGGUGGUCCCUGGUGCCAAACCAUCCACACAUACCAUCAAUGACUCACAUAAAAAGCACUUGAGCUCUAAGGUAAGAUAAGGCACUUUGUUUUUAAUUCUAUCAGUUU